Messenger RNA from Scophthalmus maximus (turbot), 508 nucleotides. RefSeq names its product elongation factor 1-alpha-like. The transcript is spliced from 4 exons. Lineage: Eukaryota; Metazoa; Chordata; Actinopteri; Pleuronectiformes; Scophthalmidae. The coding region runs from base 88 to 330 and encodes 80 amino acids. The record is from RefSeq and is a predicted model, not a curated record.
CACACACAAACACACGCACCUCCAUUUAGCAGUGACCACUUUCUGACUGGAAAAGCAGCACCUUGCUGAGAACACAAAGAAGAGAACAUGGCGGCUGAGGACCUCAUUGCUCAGGUCAUCAUCAUGAACCACCCCGGCGAGAUCCGUCACGGAUACGCCCCCGUGCUGGACUGCCACGCCGCUCACAUUGCCGUGCAAUUCAUUGAGAAGGUUGACCCCAAGCUUCUCAAGUCUGGAGAUGCCGGCAACAUCACCAUAGUGCCUUCAAAACCCAUGUGUGUUGAGAGCUUCUCUGAAUAUCCCCCAGUGGGACGCCUUGCCGUGACAUGAAGCAGACCGUGGCCGUUGGUGUCUUCAAGUCUGUCAAUAAGAAGGCCCCCGCCUCUGGAAAGGUCACCAAGUCUGCACAGAAGAAAUGAAUCUUAUUCAGGAUGUCUAACAUAACAACAACAACAACUAUUGUGAUAAUUAGGUUCAAACAAGAACAAUAAAAAAAAAUCUAAAAUUU